Morus notabilis is the source of this 1338-nucleotide messenger RNA. RefSeq lists its product as uncharacterized. NCBI's taxonomy places the organism in Eukaryota, Viridiplantae, Streptophyta, Magnoliopsida, Rosales, Moraceae. The transcript is spliced from 3 exons. The record is from RefSeq and is a predicted model, not a curated record. Bases 1 to 1338 code for a protein of 445 amino acids.
AUGGCGCCACCUCUCCCCGACAAAUACAGGUCGCCGUCGAUCCCACUAUAUGUUGGUCGGGGGGAUCCCGACGAUCAUUUAGAGAUGUACAUAGGGCACAUGCUCUUACACGGGUAUGGGGAAGCUGUCGCCGCCACAAUGGAUAUUACUGACAGAGAGGCCUUGAUGGGGGCAUUAUCUAGCAUGAAGAAAAUUACCCCCUUCAAGAGAGAGCUGAACCGAAAGCCCCCGUCCAGCUACAAGGAAUUUCUUGCGCGAGCGCAAGGAUACAUCAACGCCGAGGAGGCAGACGCAAACGACCCCGAGCACAGGUCCAACAAGAACAAAGGGACCGAACAAGGGUCGACGCCAGCAAAGCAGGAUGGGAAGAAGCAUCGAGGUGAAGGAAGCGGAGACAAGCAGCCAGCUGCGACGUCGAAUGCUCCGGAAGCCAAGAAGCCAAGGCAAGAGGAGAACUGUAAGCCUCCGCUGUUUCAAAGGUACGAUUUCUACCACGAACUAACAGUAGGAGUCGAGGAGGUCUUCAAUCAGGUCGGCCGCGAAAAUCUGCUACGCCGCCCAGAGCCGAUGAGGACAGAUCCUAGCCGAAGGAACCAGAAGAAAUUCUGCAGGUUCCACGGCGAUGUCGGCCACCACACCAAUGAUUGCGCCGACCUCAAGGAUGAAAUUGAGAGAGUAAUCCGCGAGGGGAAGCUGCAGGAGUUCAAAGCUGAGCGGAGACCUCGAAACGAUGGCCACGGAGGAGACUCAAGAAGAUCUCAGAAGGACUACGCCCACGAAGCCAGAGGGGUUUACCAGGAAAGAUUAUGGAGUGUCUCUGCUGUAAAAACCCCAAGAUAUAGCAGUACCGACGUGGCGUUUAAUGAGGACGACGCCAGCGGAGUUCACUUCCCCCACAACGACGCGUUAGUAGUGGAAGCCAUGAUUGGGAACCACACUGUAUGCCGAAUCUUGGUAGACAAUGGGAGUUCGGUGGACCUCCUGUACUCCGACUGCUUGGAAAAGAUUGGGAUCCAAAAGGAGCAGUUGGAGAAGACCUCCAGGCCAUUAUACGGUUUCACCGGGGACUCCGUCAUCCCUCAGGGGACUAUCCGGCUGCCCAUAACCGCCAGAGAAAAACCCCAACAGACCACGACAAUGGCCAGCUUUGUGGUAAUAAAGGGAGGCUCUCAGUACAAUGCCGUAAUCGGGAGACCGACCCUUCAGGCGCUGAGGGCAAUAAUCUCCGUCUACCACCAGAAGGUCAAGUUCCCUACCCCAAACGGCGUAGGUGAGAUGAAGAGCAACCAGUAUGAGGCUAGGGUUGCAUACUCCGAUGCCCUGCGCGGAUACGACUAG